Messenger RNA from Frankliniella occidentalis (western flower thrips), 783 nucleotides. Its product is annotated as peptidyl-tRNA hydrolase 2, mitochondrial-like. The coding region runs from base 78 to 650 and encodes 190 amino acids. Gene Ontology annotation, molecular function: peptidyl-tRNA hydrolase activity. NCBI's taxonomy places the organism in Eukaryota, Metazoa, Arthropoda, Insecta, Thysanoptera, Thripidae. The record is from RefSeq and is a predicted model, not a curated record. Gene Ontology annotation, cellular component: cytosol; mitochondrion. The transcript has 4 exons.
ACCUUUCUCUUCCUUGUUGUUAUCCCGGCACGCGCCGCGAGAACCAAGUGUUUUGUGAUAGAUUUGUGAAAUUUGUGAUGAGCCAAGCAUAUGACUCAAUUUUAUCUGGCAUAACAAUGUCUCCAUUCUACAGUACGCAGUUUGUUGCUGGGUUGGGAUUAGGUGUCGUGUUAGGAAUAUUUCUUAUGUCUCGAAAAUCCAGGAAAUCAAAAGAGAAAAUGAACUCUUCAGAUGCUGAGGAUGAUGAUAUUAGUGAGGAUUCUUCUGACGAUGAGGCUGGAGAGGACAAAGGGGGAAGAGACAUAAAACUCAUUUUGGUUGUUCGCAACGACCUUAAAAUGGGUAAAGGAAAAAUUGCAGCCCAAUGUUCUCAUGCUGCAGUCCAAGCUUAUCAGCAAGCUAAAGCCCACACACCUAAAACUCUGCAAUCAUGGGAAAGGAAUGGUCAGCCAAAAAUUGUUGUGAAGUGUGAAACUGAGGAGGAAUUGCUGGCUUUGUCCCGUCACUCCAAAACAUUGAAUCUUACAACAAGUCUAGUUAGAGAUGCAGGACGCACUCAAAUUGCUGCUGGUUCCCGCACUGUCCUGGGUGUUGGACCAGGUCCGGCCAAUGAUGUGAAUACUGUAACCGGGCAUUUGAAAUUACUCUAAAGAAAUUUUAUGUAUUUACCAAAUGCUAAGAAUACUAAUUAAUCUUUUUGUAACUACAUUGUGCGACCAGUUAAGUGCAUUUACAACAAAAUUCUGCGUAUAAGAAAAUACAAAUGAAUUAGUUUACAGAAAA